This is a messenger RNA of Eucalyptus grandis, 985 nucleotides long. Its product is annotated as calmodulin-like protein 30. NCBI's taxonomy places the organism in Eukaryota, Viridiplantae, Streptophyta, Magnoliopsida, Myrtales, Myrtaceae. The transcript has a single exon. The record is from RefSeq and is a predicted model, not a curated record. Gene Ontology annotation, molecular function: calcium ion binding. Bases 101 to 658 code for a protein of 185 amino acids.
AACGUAUGCCUAUAAAAGAAGAAACUUGGGAACGAAACCAUCAUAUUUCUGAUUAAGUUUCCCUAACUUGCUCGACAUUCUUCAUACCUACUCCCUGAAAAUGUCAAGAUUCGGUCUUGAUCUCCAAUACUCUCUAUCAAAACAACCAUCGUUCAAGCUAGGCAAACGGAGCCUAUCCAAGGACACUAGCCAGAGACCUGCCGCUGCGCCGAGAAUUUAUCGACCUAACACCGAGGAAAUGAGACGGGUGUUUGAUAAGUUCGAUGCCAACGGAGACGGGAAGAUCACGAAGGAGGAGUACAAGCUGGCGAUGGGGGCCCAGGGCCAGGGAAUCAGCGAUCACGAAGCGACCGAGGCGUUCUCGGUGAUGGAUGCCGACAAGGACGGGUUUGUGGACUUCAAGGAGUUUCUGGAGGUGCACGGCUCGGGGGGCGGGAUAAAGAGCUGCGACAUCGAGGGCGCAUUCCGAGCGUACGACCUGGACGGGGACGGGAAAAUCAGCGCGGAGGAGCUGUGGGAGGUGAUGAAGAGCCUGGGCGAGAAGUGCAGCCUGGAGGAUUGCAAGAGGAUGGUCCGUGGGGUGGACGCCGACGGCGACGGCAGCGUCAACAUGGACGAGUUCAUGAACAUGAUGACUCGUACCAUGAAGCAGUGCUAGCUAAAUCGCUGAGCGGUCAAGGUUUAUAGUUUUAUUUUUCAAAUGGAACGUGUAUUGAUCGUAAGCGGGACAUACAAAGGAUAAUUAGUAUGUUAACUUAUAACCGCAUCGUGGUUAAUUUGGUGACAUAUUAGGUUCAUGUGCUUUUGUUGUUUGGAUUCCAGAUGGUACUUUUAUUAGGCGGUCAGUAAUCGCAAUUCGAAUCAUUGUAUCGCAUGAUUUUACGAGCAAAAAGCACAUAAGCGUCAUGCUCAAUUGCUGAAAAGUCAUUUUCUAUAUGGAUAAAUCUGAUGAAUGGCAAGUUAAUUUCAAACUCAUUAAUUUCGA